Molecule: messenger RNA, 483 nt
Organism: Stegodyphus dumicola
Lineage: Eukaryota; Metazoa; Arthropoda; Arachnida; Araneae; Eresidae
Source: RefSeq, a predicted model, not a curated record
AUAAUGUCGCAAGAUCGUAUGCAUCACUUGGUGUUUGAGAUCUGUGUGGGCAUAGUUCUGCUGCACAUGGCCUUAAGCGCUUGCAUCUUUCCGAAGAGGGCAGUUCUCAACGGCAGCAUCCGGUACCAGAAACGAAGAGCCUUGAAGUCCACACAGGAUCAGGAAGCACACAUUCUGAGCUUCAGAUGCAACCGUGGAUAUACGAGAGUAGGACCAAAAGUAAUAUUCUGCAAAAAUGACGAAUGGACGGCGCAAUUCCCAGAAUGUGUUAAGAUGGAAUGUGAAGAGCCCCCGUCUAUCUGUAAUGGCAAAUAUACAGUGAAAACAGGCGAGGGUGGCAGGAAGGUAAUCGGAUCAACCGCUACAUAUACAUGUGAUGCAGGGUUCGAAAUAGAAAACGAUACUUCAGACGUUUUAGCAUGUGAAUUGGAUAUGAAGACGAAUGACAUUCAAUGGAGCAAUCCUAACUCCGAGUUGCAAAAG